Molecule: messenger RNA, 414 nt
Organism: Linnemannia hyalina
Lineage: Eukaryota; Fungi; Mortierellomycota; Mortierellomycetes; Mortierellales; Mortierellaceae
Source: the annotation of a GenBank genome assembly
AUGGCCAGCAGCGGAGUCAAAGUCCACCAGAACUGCAUUGACACUUUCCAGGAGUUGAAGCUCGGAAAAGCCCUCAAGUACAUUAUCUACAAGGUUUCCGAUGACCUCAAAAGCAUUGAGGUCGUCAAGCAGUCGGAGGAUGCCGAUUACGACAACUUCUUGAAGGAGCUCCCCGAGGACGACUGCCGUUGGGCCGUCUAUGACUUCGCCUACAAGACCGCUGAUGGCGGCGACCGCAACAAGAUUGUCUUCUACUCCUGGGCUCCCGACAACGCCAGGGUCAAGUCCAAGAUGUUGUACUCAUCCAGCAAGGAGGGUCUCCGCAAGGUCUUGAACGGUCUCGCUGUUGAGGUCCAGGGAACUGACUUGGACGAAGUUGCCCACGAGACCGUCCUUGAGAAGAUUCGCCGUUAA